AUGGGCAGCCUUGGUGACGGAGUGGACCCGGGGGUGGUGACGGAGGCCUUGUUAGAGGCUCUGUGUCCAGAGUGCGGGCAGAUCCACCGGGCCUGGGAGAACCACCUGUACAACUACCGCCUGGAGGUGGAUGACGACCUGGUCUGUCACAUCUGCCUCCAGCCGCUGGUCCAGCCCCUGGACACGCCCUGUGGACACACCUUCUGCGCCCGAUGCCUGCGCAGCUUCCUGCAGGAGCGGGAUUUCUGUCCGCUGGACCGCGCCCGGCUGCAGCUGCAGGGCUGCCGGCGUUCCAGCAUCCUCGUCCACAAACUCCUCGACAAGCUGUCCGUCACGUGCCCGCUCACGCCCGUCUGCUCUCUCAGCAUGCCACGCUGUGACCUGGAGGCACACCUCAAACACAGGUGUCCGGGCACACAGACUCAGAGGGCAGUAGUAGAGAAUACUCGUGUAGAGUGUGUUGAUGACAGGGCCAUGGCGACGGAUCCUCCCCGAUCCCCUCACACUGAGAUGAGGGACAGUUCACCGCUCCCCCCUGCUGGAACUCACGCCUGUGGCAGUGCCCCCAUGUGGACAGAUGAUCCCGGCGUAGACAAUCCUGCCUUUGAGGAGAGCACUGAGGAGGACAGUGUCGUGGGUUUAGAGUCUGUGCCUCCGCGGGUUAAACGACCUCUCAGUAACCCUUGCAUCCAUCUCCUCCGCACGGGCAGCUCCACCUCCACCGGCUGGGACUUUGUCGAGUCUCCGCCGCUUUCGGCCGAGGAGGGCUGUGUGAAACUGCCGUCUCUCCCAGAGGGAGAGAUCACCACCAUCGAGGUCCAUCGCUCCAAUCCUUACGUGGAGCUGGGCAUCAGCAUCGUCGGGGGCAACGAGACGCCCCUCAUCAACAUUGUCAUCCAAGAAGUGUACCGGGAUGGUGUCAUCGCCAGAGACGGAAGGCUAUUGGCCGGUGACCAGAUACUACAGGUGAACAAUGUGGACAUCAGUAACGUGCCCCAUAACUUUGCCCGCUCCACGCUGGCACGCCCGUGUGCCACGCUGCAGCUGACGGUGCUGAGGGAGCGUCGCUGCGCCGCCCGUCCCGCCGUGGCCCCGCCCCCGGUGCCCGCCUCCCCCGACGGCAGCCCCGCCAGCCUGCGCAUCACCCUGCACAAGCGGGACUCGUCGGAACAGCUGGGCAUCAAGCUGGUGCGGAGGACGGACGAGGCGGGCGUGUUCGUCUUGGACCUGCUGGAGGGCGGACUGGCCGCCAAGGACGGGCGUCUGUGCAGUAACGACAGGGUGCUGGCCGUCAACGAACACGACCUCCGACACGGCACGCCGGAGCAGGCCGCGCAGAUCAUACAGGCCAGCGGAGAGAGAGUCAGUCUGCUGAUUGGCCGGCCCGGCAAGCAAACCGCCACGCCCGUGCCGCCCACUUCGAACUCAAUCAGAGACAGCUGGUGCCAUGACCACACCCACAUCCCGCCCACUUCCCAUACGGCAGCCCCCAGUCCGGUUCCCAGUCUCCUACUGGCCCGGUCCACCACCCACAGAGAUCUCUCUCAGUGUGUGACCUGUAAGGAGAAACACAUCACUGUUAAAAAGGAGCCCCAUGAAUCUUUGGGCAUGACGGUGGCAGGGGGGCGGGGCAGUAAGAGCGGAGAACUGCCAAUCUUUGUGACGAGCGUCCAACCCCACGGCUGUCUGUCACGGGACGGCCGCAUCAAACGAGGUGAUGUAUUGUUGAGUAUUAACGGUCAGGACCUGACCUACCUGAGCCACAGUGAGGCAGUGGGCACACUGAAGUCCAGCGCCACGUGCUGCUCCGUCCAGCUGAGGGUUUUGGAGGUGACCAUGGAGGACGAGUCACCCCAGGGAGAGGAGCUCCUGCCCCCCCACGACAAUGACUACGAUUCCAGCUGGUCCCCGUCUUGGGUCAUGUGGCUUGGCCUUCCGAGCUAUCUCCACAGCAGUCACGAGAUUGUUCUGCGUAGAAGUCACCCUGGCAGCUGGGGCUUCAGUAUCGUCGGGGGUUACGAGGAAAACCAUAGCAACCAAGCAUUCUUCAUCAAAACCAUCGUCCUCGGAACACCUGCUUACUACGACGGCAGACUGAAGUGUGGGGACAUGAUCGUGGCCGUGAACGGCUUGCCCACAGCCGGCAUGACCCAUUCUGCCCUGGUGCCCAUGCUGAAGGAACAGCGGAGCAGGGUGGCACUCACUGUGGUGUCCUGGCCUGGCAGCCUGGCAUAG
Molecule: messenger RNA, 2235 nt
Organism: Chanos chanos (milkfish)
Lineage: Eukaryota; Metazoa; Chordata; Actinopteri; Gonorynchiformes; Chanidae
Gene: lnx2a
Product: ligand of numb-protein X 2a
Exons: 10
Coding region: 1-2235 (744 amino acids)
Molecular function (GO): protein binding; metal ion binding; ubiquitin-protein transferase activity
Source: RefSeq, a predicted model, not a curated record